Messenger RNA from Gryllus bimaculatus (two-spotted cricket), 4576 nucleotides. NCBI's taxonomy places the organism in Eukaryota, Metazoa, Arthropoda, Insecta, Orthoptera, Gryllidae. The record is from the annotation of a GenBank genome assembly.
UACAGACAACAAGAAGCGAUUAUUGACUUACCACUUAGGGUUCCUGAGCGGUUGAAGUUCAAGCCCGUCCGCGAUACUUAAAUUUGGCGCUGGAAAUGGUGAAUCAGUUGGACCAACGUUCACCACUAAUCACUAUUUCCAAUAUUAACGAAUGUUUGUAAUAUACGAGUCUAACUAUGCCGGACACCAUACAAAACGCUUGUAUUAUUAUGUUCUUGAUGUCAAUAUAUUCAUUUACACUGCUAAAUGUACCCGAAGAAUAUCGUCGAUUCUAACCUCUAUGUGCCACUGGCACCGGAAAGGAGCUGGGAAGAGACUUCGGUGAAACCGGAGGUGUAUCUUACAACUGUCAUUAGAAUAUCAAUCAUGUUAGCGUAAAUACUUAAAUUUCGCAACUCAACCAUCAGAAAAUUCUGUAUCAGUGAUAAAAAGUAAAAAUUUGAACAGUACAGGUGGAUGACAUUUAUAAAACACGUGCAUCAACACUUCUAACCUCAUCUUCAGAAAUUUUGCAGACGGACGACAACCGACGAGCACAUUCUGACCCUGACACCUCUUUCGUGAGAUUACUUGUGAAGGUUAUUACCGUCAAUGUGAAACUAAAGUAAAUAUGGACGCCAAGGAAAUUAAAGCUGCCCUUAAAGAAGCAAGAGAAAAUAUUAAAAAUAAAGAUUUCAAAAGCGCUCUCAAACUUUGUAAGAAUGUAUUGAAAGCUGACAGGAACAAUUAUGUGGGAUUAGUUUUGUUUGGAGUUACAUUGCAAGAAACUGACCAGAAAGAUCAAGCCCCAAAUGCAUUUAAAAAGGCUAUAGACGUGUCACCUAAACAAAUUCUUGCUUGGCAGGGAUUAGCUUCAUUUUAUGAGAAAGAAAAAAAUGAAAGUAAUUUAAAAGAAUUACUGAAAGUUUACAUACAGUUGUUAUCUUUGGAGACUGAUCUGAAUAAAUUUAGUGAUAUUUGCUCCAAACUUGUACCAGUAUGUGCAGAUGUAAAAGAAUAUGAAACAUGUGUUAAUGCUUUAGAACAACAAGAAUUAUCAUCCAGUAAAGAACAAAAACAUGUCAUAUGGAAGACAAUAGUCUCUCUCUUAGACCAGAAUAAAAAUUUAUCACCAGAAUAUACUGGAUCUUUGGAAUCAGCUUUAGAAAAAAUUACUAAUGAUGGUUCAUUAGAGGACACUGAAGAAUAUUUUAAAAAGUAUUUGAAAUUACUUUACAAACAGAAGAAACUUCUUGAUUUAGUUGAAAAGUCUAAAGAUAUGCAUAAUCUGUAUCCUAAGUCUGAAUACCCAUUAGAAUGGAUUUGUCGAGCUUAUAGUGAACAGUUGACUAUGUCCAAAGCUGCAAAUGGUUUAGAUGUAAAUAUUGAUGAAUAUUAUGAAAAGUUAAGUCAACUCAACCCAAAUUCUAGUAUGGUUAUUCUAGCAAAAGGUGCCAAAUUAUACGUAGAUGGUUCAUAUUUGGAGGCAAUAGAUUUGUUAAAGCAAGUUUUAAGUGUGAUGCCUACCUCAUAUUACAUAUGGGCACUGUUGUGCCAGUGUUAUUCGAGCAUUUACUGCUAUGUGGAUUCUGAACAUUGUGCUUCUGAAGCCUUAAGGUUAAUGGACAAUCAAAACAUUUCAAAUAGUUCUCUGCAUUCAGUUGUGAACAUAGUACUCAUUAGAUCUCUUAGUUACCAAUCUGAUCCAUCAAAAUUAUUGCGAGCUGUAGAUAAAGCCAAAGAGUUUUUGCUGGUUGAACAUGGCAAUUUGGAAGUAGUUUCUUACCUUGCCAGAGCAUACAUUGCUUCAGGUGAUUUAGAUUCAGCUGAGAAGUGUAUUUUGGUAUUAGAAGAACAAGAGAGUUUUGAAGCCAUGUUACUGAAUGCUUUGAAAUUGAAGAAAGAUGGAAUGAUAUACAGAGCUCUCGACACCCUUAAAAAUGCAGUCUCAAUUUUCCCAAAUGCAUCAGAGCUAUGGUUGGAAAUUGGAAAAAUUCACUGGGAAGAACAAAAACCUGAUGCUGCACUAGCUUCCUUCCUUAAGGCUGCUCGAUUAGAUCCCAACAAUUACGAAAAUUUUGUGUACUUGGGUAAAUGCUACAGUCUUGGGGCUCGAGACGUAGACAAAGCUCGGAGAUGCUAUCAAAAAGCUUUUCAAUUAAACCAGCGAAGCGAAGAAGCUGGUGCUGGAUUGAGUGACAUUUAUAGAAGUCAGAAAUACGUGGAUUUAAAUAUUCAGCUUCUGACGUAUGUAACUCAGCAAGCAGGUCCUGGUGGAAGCAAAUGGGCAUGGUUGAGACUAGGACUUUAUCAUCAAGACAAGGGAAAUCAUCAAGAAGCUGUUGACAGUUUACGAUGUGCCGUCCGAUGUGAUCCUAGCGAUAGUCAUUGUUGGGAGAGUUUAGCUGAUGCAUAUUAUGCAAGAGGAUCGUACACUUCAGCCCUGAAAUCAUACCAACGUGUAGCAGAACUGAACCCUGAAGCAUUAUAUCCUGCAUAUCAAGUAGCAUCAAUUAAACAGCUUAUAGGAAUGUUCGAGGAGUCAGUAGCUGAAUAUAAAACAGUGGUGUCAGCUAAUCCAAAAUAUGUCCCAGCACUGAAAGGCUUAGGAGAAACAUGUCUUCUUGUGGCAAAGUCACACCUAAGAAGGCAAAUGCGAGGCCUGUGUCGGGAUAUGUGUCAAGAAGCUGUGGAUGCUCUUACAGUGGCUGCUGAAGAAUACCGCAAUCUUUCUUGUUUAUGGAAACUGUUGGGAGAUGUUUGCACAUUAAUGGCAGAAUUACCUGAAUCGGAAGCUUUUCUUUACGUUAAAGGAUGGCUAACUGUAUCAUCACCUCAAGGUGAAAGCAAUGACCAGGAUGUGAGUAUGCUGCUACAGAAGGAGCAAGUUCUACAACUGGGUGCAAGGUGUUACUGCCGCUCACUGACAAUUUCAACAAAUAGCAGUUUGCUGUGGCAAGACUUGGCAGUUAAUUACAAUUGUCAGGCAAAUUACGCAUCUUCCCCAUUCACCAAAAAACAACUGCGAGAGUGGGCUCUGAUGGCAGCGAAACAGUGUGUUCUCUAUGGUAGUAAAAGCUCACAGCACUGGAACAUGUUGGGAGUGGUUGCUGCUUCACCUGAAAUCAACAACUUGAAGUUAGCUCAGCAUGCAUUUAUUAAGUCAAUUCAAAUAGAAAAAAACCAUAAUGCCCCAGCAUGGACAAAUUUAGGAACUAUUUAUUUCAAACUAAAGGAAAUAAAGAUGGCAAAUGAUGCCUUCAGAGCAGCCCAAAGAACUGAUCCAACUUACAUUCAAGGUUGGCUUGGCCAGGCAAUGUUGGCUGAAUCUGUUAAUCACGAGGACACAAUGGAUUUGUUUCGACACACAACAUCCCUUGCUGUUCAUUCUGAGAGUUGCUUGGGGUAUGCCCAAUGGGUUUGUUCCACAUUGUUGUAUACUGCGAACAAAACUGAUCCUCAAUAUAUCUAUAGCAUUGAAGACAUGCAUGCUGUUCCAACAGCUGGAGAUUGUAUGACAUGGUACACAGGUUCCAUUCCAACAAAUGCCUGUGCUUUCAAUAUGAUGGGAUUGCUUAUGGAGAGACAAAAACUAUACAAUACAGCUGCCCAGGCAUUUGCAAAAUCUUUGAAAGCAUUGGAAAAUGAGAAAGGAAACAAAGUUUCUGAAUUGGAAGACAAAGUACGCUGCAAUUAUGCACGAGUAUUAGUACUAUUACAACGCUACGAUGAAGCCAUACAGCAGUACCUGGAAAUUAAGGAAGCUUCUUUAGUCUCUCAAUGUGGACUAGCUCUAGCUUAUUUUAAAGUUGGUGAAUUUAAAAAGACUGAAAAGUAUGAAGACUCUUAUACAGCAUAUGAGACUAUAUUACAUUGGUUAGCCCCUGAUGAUGGACUAAAAUCACAUGUUGUACAACUGAAACCUCCUUCAGUACAAGGCCUAUUUGCUUCAUGUUCUUUGGGUAUUAUUCACGGAGACUUGCAUCUGUCAGAAAUGGUUCUUAAGGAAUUAAUACCCUACCAGAAUGAUUCUGAUUAUGUAACCCACAUAGCAGUAUUUAAAGCUUAUAUUCAUUAUUUACAGAAUCGAUCCAAAGAAGCUGUUCGAUGCCUCAGCAGCCCUACUCAUACCUAUCCUGGACAAGCCUCUCUCUGGUUAGCUUUAGCUUUGUUAUUGCUUAACAUGUACCCAAAAUGUCCCAAUCCAUCAUCAGCAGCAGUUUGUGCUCAAGUAGCACUGUACUUGGGUCGCAGUAAUAUGGAUGUAUCAAAGGUUAUGUCCUUGGUUAGCUUGGGCCAUUUGUUUUCUGAAAAAGCUAUACCAAGUCUAAGAAGUUCUCAGAAAGCUGUGCAUAUGUUCCCACAUAUUCCUGAGAAUUGGGUGGUUGUGAUUGCUUCAUACUUGCCAUGGUGUAUUUAUUACCGAUCAUCAUCAGAUGCGUUGUGGCUGAAGCAACUCAUCGGCCAUGUUCGUAGGAAGAUGGAUGCAACUCGACAAAUGGGGAAAUGGCUGAGUCGUUACGAGCACAAAGUAACAUUGUUAUCUGAAGAAUUCAUGAAUGAACGCACUUACAUGGUUUUUGCUCUGAAUGCUUGA